CUCAGAGGUUUGAUUCGUGAUCGAUUAGUACCACCUUUUUAUAAGAGGGAUCUUCAUGAUGCAUUGUAGGAAAUUCGGCAAGGAGCACAAAUGGUUUAUGAGUAUUUUAAGGAGCUAGAACUGCUCAUGAUGAGAGCAUAUGUGCGGGGGGACGAGGAAGCAACAAUUGCAUGCUUCUUAAAUGGGCUCAACGAGAGAUCAAGCACGAAGUUGAGCUUCGUCAGUUUGUGAAGUUGGAGGAACUGGUCCAUUUGGCCACUAAGGUAGAUAGGCAACUGAAGGUAAGUUCGGGAAGAAGGUAUCCACCCUCUCCAAAAAUUGCGGAGAAGAUUACUGAAGCUAAAAUGAAUCACCCUAAGCAAGAAGGUGACAAGCCAACUGCCAGGAACACGGCCCUAGUCAUCCAAGUUAGGAAUGAAGGAUCAACUGGAAGCAUCCAAUGCUUGGGACGAGGUCACAAAGCCAACCAAUGCCCCAAUAAGAAGAAUCUAGUCUUGCAAGAUGGAGAAUACUUUUAUGAGGAGGAGUAUGAAGAGAAGCCCAUGGGGAAUGAAUUUGGUUCUGAUUCUGAUUCUGAAGAUGAUGAUGUGGAUGAGCACAUCAAGGCUGAAAAAUCUCCACCAGGUAAACUUCUUGGCGUGAACAUCAAAGCUUUUUAAAACACAAGAAUUACCAUCUCAAACGGCUCCAUAAUAGGGGUAAAAACAUGUGCAAUUAACGGCUUAUCAAACU
Linum trigynum is the source of this 732-nucleotide messenger RNA. NCBI's taxonomy places the organism in Eukaryota, Viridiplantae, Streptophyta, Magnoliopsida, Malpighiales, Linaceae. The record is from the annotation of a GenBank genome assembly.